Molecule: messenger RNA, 2147 nt
Organism: Onthophagus taurus
Lineage: Eukaryota; Metazoa; Arthropoda; Insecta; Coleoptera; Scarabaeidae
Gene: Srp72
Product: Signal recognition particle 72
Biological process (GO): SRP-dependent cotranslational protein targeting to membrane
Cellular component (GO): signal recognition particle, endoplasmic reticulum targeting
Molecular function (GO): 7S RNA binding; ribosome binding; protein binding
Source: RefSeq, a predicted model, not a curated record
AGGAUCCACGCUAUAGGUGACAUUUCACUUGAUACAGAACAGAUUGUAUGGUGUGCAAAAAUGAGCGGUGAUAAAAGUGCUAAAGAAAAAAGUAUAACUCAGGGUUACACCGAGUUAUACAGAUUAGAACAAAACGGGGAUUAUGAUAGAGCUUUAAAAAUAGCCAACAAAAUCCUUCAUGCAUCCCCCAAUGAAGCAACCGCUUUCCAUUGCAAAGUGGUUUGUCUUAUCCAAUCGUCCAAGUUUGAUGAAGCUAUUAAUUGCAUGAAGAAACAUCCCAAUCUUUCAGAGAACUUACAAUUUGAAAAAGCUUAUUGCUUGUACCGCAGUAAUAAAUGCACAGAAGCUCUUAAAGUUAUUGAAGAGGUUGAAGAGGUCGAUUUUUGCUUAUCAGAACUCCGUGCCCAAAUUUAUUACCGUAUCGAGAUGUUCGAUAAUGCUGUCGCAGAAUAUGAAAAUAUUAUUAAGUCGACUGAUGAUGAUUAUGUUAAUGAAAGAGAAACUAAUAUGAAUGCAGCUUUGGCUUAUAUGGGAGGAAAUUUUAAUACUUCUGAUACCUCAGUUGAAGAAACAUAUGAAUUAUGUUACAACAAAGCAUGUCGGUUAUUACAACAAGGUUAUUAUUUAGAGGCUGAAAAAAAGCUUAAACACUGCGAAAAAUUAUGUAGGGAAGCAUUAGAGGAAGAUGGCGCCACAGAAGAUGAAAUUCAAAUUGAAUUGGCUCAUGUCAAAAUUCAAUUAGCCUUUGUAUAUCAAAAAGUGGGUAGGAUAAAAGAAGCUCAGGGGUUAUAUGUGCAUAGUUUGAAAUUAAAAUUAGAAGAUCCCGCUUUGGCGGCGGUCGCUUGUAAUAAUGCAGUUGUUAUAAAUCGCGAUCAAAACGUUUUCGAUUCAAAAAAAAAGAUGAAAGUUGCAACAAACGAUCAAUUAGCAUUUAAAUUGUUGUCCUCUCAACGAAAAAAUAUCGCAUUUAAUAACGCUUUGUUGUUAUAUUACACUAACCAAUUAGAUCAAUGUCGAAAAGCUUGUGAAAACAUCGAGGCGACUUGGCCUGAAUUAAAAGUUAAAACAGCAAUCAUAAAAACUAUCAUUGCAGUGAAAAACAAUCAAUUAGAGAAAGCGAUGGCUAUAUUAGAAAAAUGCCAAACAACGAACGAUGAUGAUGCGUUAUUUUUAGCAUUAUGCCGCGCUCAGUUGUGGCUAAUGGAAGGUAAUCGCCAAAAAGCGUGUGAAAUUUUCCUUAAAGAUAUUGGAACAAAUCGGUACAAACCCGGUAUUGUUGGCGCUUUAAUCACUUUGUAUUUGGCGGAAGGCAAAGAAGAAGUCGCCCAAAACAUUUAUAAAGACACCGUUGAAUGGUACAAAAUGAAUAAAAAACAAGAAAGCGAUCUCACAAAUUUGUGGAGACAAGCAGCCGAGUUCCAUAUAAGAAAUGGACAAGCAGCGGUUGCCGCUGGAAGCUUAGAAGAAUUAUUACGUUCCAACCCAAACGAUAAAAAAACCAUCGCGCAAUUAGUCAUCGCAUACGGCGAAUUUGACCCCUUAAAAGCCAUCAAAUUAGGUUCAAAACUUUAUAAAUUAGAAGAAAUUGUUGAAGGUUUAGACACCGACUCUGUUGAGAGUUCCGCUUGGUUAUCAACAAAGAAAAGUGCUGUUUCCAAGUCUGGGGAGAAUUCUCCUGGUUCUACACCAAGCACACCUUUAUUGGAUGGUCAAAAUGGAGUAUCAAAGAAAAAACGUAAAAGUCACAAGAAAAAAGGUAAAUUACCUAAAAAUUACGAUCCAAAAGUACCUCCAAAUCCCGAAAGGUGGCUUCCAAAGUAUGAAAGGACGGGUUAUAGAAAGAAACGUGAUCGUAGAGUAAAAGAUGUUAUUAAAGGUUCUCAAGGAACAGCUUCUGGGCAAGCGGAAUUAUUCGAUUUUUCGAGUAAAUCAGCGGGUGAUGUGGAGGUUGAUACAUCAUCUAGCGUGGAACCCUCUCCUGCUACGAGGAAUCAACCCAAAAAGAAUCAACAAAAAAAGAAAAAUCGACGACGUUAAAUACAAAAAAAAAAAGUUUUUUUUUAAAUAAAAGGUGAUUUAAUGACUAUUUGUGUACAUUAACGUUUAUAAAUGCUAUAAUAAGAAAAUAAAUUCUUAAGAUGACUCUA